GGAGGAGGAAUCGGGGGGGUAGUAGUGCGUAGGGUGAUAGAGACAGCACGCGUAGCUGGCAUAAAAGUGGCUAUUAUUAUUAUUAUUAUUAUUACUGAAUGGUUCAACCGAAAGGGCAAGUGUCAGCUUCAGCCAUUCGAGAUCAGAUCGUUGAAGGUCAAGCGAGGCCACCGACGAGCCGCGACCGAAGGGUGCACGAAUGAAAUGCACGAGAAACAAAUCCACUUCUCAAUCGAUCAUCGUUCAACCCCAUGAAUAGCGCCGGAAUCCUCGCACCGAAUCUGAGGGUCGAGAAGGGACAAAACCACCUAAUAAUAGGUAUCGGAUUACAGUUUCCCUAUAUUUUUUGCCCUUUUUUUUUCCUUCUCUUUUUUUGGUUCUUUUGCUUCAGAAUACCAAAAGCAGAAAAAGAAAGUCGACGGAUCGAUUUCCGGAGGGCUAUUCCGGUUCCGGUUUCUGAUCUGGGAUAGGAAUAGUAGUUUCUUGAUAUUAAGUCCCAAGGUAAAGAAAGACAGAGCAAUGCCCUACGGAGGUCCGUUGAGUGGAUUAUUAUUGGAGCAUUGGGGGACCGUUUAGUGACAGCGGCCAAGCGCACCGGCGCACCGGCCAACAAGGUCUCCCGAGAUGGCGUGGUUGCAGCGCAGAUCGUCUUGUUUUGUUCGCUUAUGUUGACCGAAUGGGACGUUGCUGAGAUGUAUAUGAGGCGGGGGAAAAAAA
Messenger RNA from Aspergillus caelatus, 717 nucleotides. RefSeq lists its product as uncharacterized. NCBI's taxonomy places the organism in Eukaryota, Fungi, Ascomycota, Eurotiomycetes, Eurotiales, Aspergillaceae. Bases 252 to 470 code for a protein of 72 amino acids. The transcript has a single exon. The record is from RefSeq and is a predicted model, not a curated record.